AUGUUGUUGCCUAGACGUCUACUCCGAGUGCUGGGGUACGGCAUCUUCUUCUUGGUGCUCACGGCGACGCUUUUGCUAUUUGCCAACAAGCAUCAAAUCAUAGAAUUAAAUCAAUAUGUCCCCUUUGACUAUUUCUCGAGCGCGGCACCGUCGUUCUUCCAACCGCCGUCCAAUCUGUUCAUUGUCGACAUAGCCAUCAAGGACUGCUACGCUUACAACUAUGGCAAUUCCAAUUGUGGGAAACCGGAGGCGGACUAUGGCAAGUUUGGCGACUUGACUUCCUAUGGGGGCGGAUGGGUCAGGAUAAAGAAGGAUUUAACUUUGGGCAAAUCUUGGUACCACAAGGAGAUGCUUUCUCUUAAGGAGAUUGACCAUGACGAGUUUCAGCGAUUACUUAGAAAUAAAAUCGUUGAUGAUACUGUGAUUGUGGAUUUCGCCGUCCUGGACCCGAAAUCGGAUGUCGCGGUUGAAGGAGGCAAGGGUAAGUUGCCACUGCGAAUACUCGAGAGUAUUCGCAACCAGCAGGAUCAGAAAGCGCACAACAUUGCUGUAGCGGAAGAGGAAAGAAAGGAGGAAGAAAGACAGCAAGAGGAGAAGGAGGAGGAAAAGGAGGAGGGAAAGAAGGAGAAAGAGAAGGAAAAAGAGAACGAGAACGAGAAGUUCAGCAAACGGGCAUCGCAAACGCCGAGUUUGGAAGAAGUGGCGCGCUUGGGGUGGGUACAAAAACCAAAUGGAAUCUGGGUCAAAUAUGGAAGCCACGACGAUAAGGAUGCCAUCAAUGCCGUCGAUUUGCUAUUUGGUCCAGAGGCAACCGACCCGAGACCCAAUUGGCAGUUGAUCAAGGCGCCGCUCAAAGGCAUCGCUGUCCCGUCCGACUUGCCUGCAUUUUUGACCUUCCGCAGAGGUCCUAAAUUGGACUACAAAAAGGAAUACAACAAGCCUUUGAAGUUGAACGAAAACAGCGAGUUUAAGAUUCUUCAGGUUGCCGACUUGCAUUUUUCCACUGGCUAUGGCAAGUGCCUCGACCCUGUUCCGGCAGAGUCGGCGAAAGGAUGCAAGGCAGAUUCGAGAACUUUGCAGUUUAUUGAUCAGGUUCUCGAUAUCGAAAAACCCGAUUUGGUUGUCUUGACAGGCGAUCAAAUCAUGGGCGACGUUUCCCCCGACUCCGAGUCGUCGGCAUUCAAGGCGUUGAGCCCUUUCAUCGAGCGCGGAAUCCCUUUUGCUGUCGUGUUGGGAAACCAUGAUGCCGAAGGGUCCUUGAAAUCGAAGGAGAUCAUGGGUUUGUAUGCCGAUCUCCCUUACAGUGUAGCAGCAAUCGGCCCGGAGGAAAUCGACGGGUUUGGAAACUAUGUGGUGACGGUCCAGGGAAAAUCUAAAAGUUCCGUGGCGUUGUCCUUUUAUUUCGUCGACUCGCAUGCUUACAGUCCGAAUCCAAAAGUGUACCCGGGAUACGACUGGAUCAAAGAGAGCCAGUUGAUUUACAUGAAAGAAGAGGCAGCCUCGCUUGUCGACGGGGUCCGGAAGUUUGAAAAGGAGUCAGUUUUUGACGGCACAGCUUCAAAAAACCAAAAACAUUUAUCGAUGGCGUUUUUCCACAUUCCUGUUCCCGAAUACAAAAAUUUGAAAGAGUCGUAUGUUGGCGAGCACAGGGAGGGGAUCACAGCGCCAAGAUACGACACUGGAGCAAGAGAUAUCUUCCAGGAACUCGGUGUCCUGGCGAUAAGUAUCGGACAUGACCACUGCAAUGACUACUGCCUCCUCGACCAAAAGCAGACCUCGGAGGAAAAUAAGAUCUGGUUGUGCUACGGCGGCGGCGUUGGCUUGGGCGGAUACGGUGGCUAUGGCGGCUACGUGCGAAGACUAAGAACGUUUCAGUUGGACACUUCAAAGGGCGAAAUCAAGACUUGGAAGCGUGCCGAGCUGGAUCCUGGAAAGAAGCUAGAUGAACAGAUUUUGGUCACUGGUGGGAACGUUGUUAAUUGGUGA
This is a messenger RNA of Lodderomyces beijingensis, 1986 nucleotides long. The record is from the annotation of a GenBank genome assembly. NCBI's taxonomy places the organism in Eukaryota, Fungi, Ascomycota, Pichiomycetes, Serinales, Debaryomycetaceae.